AGAGAUUUGGGAUUUAACCGCAAUGAAUGACGGGAAAACAGGUUAACAAUAAUGGCUUCGCUCUGGUUGUAAUCUUAUUGAAAGUUUAAGGAAAACGUCUUAUCUAAAAAUAAUAGGAAUUAAACAAAAGUAAAAUAUUUGUAUAAUGAAGCAGGUAUCGUCUGAAUAGUAGGAGCGUUUUCGUCACGAUUUACACCCUUUCAUCCAGACUGGCCUUUCCUUUUUCACUAUGUCUGCAGAAGUGUAUUGCAAGGAGAGAAGCGGGUCAAGCACAGACACAAAGGAGAGGAGACGAUCGAGAAGCACAGGAAGAGGUGAAAAGAAGCAAAAACGCAGCCGAAGCAGAUCCUCAUCGGUCAGUUCAUCUUCCUCCUCAUCUUCAUCAUCGUCGUCAUCAUCUCGCUCCUCUUCCAGUAGUGACUCGUCACGCAGCAGCAGCUCCAGUAGCAGUGAUUCUUACCGAAAGAAAAGAAAAGUUUCAAAGAAAAGGAAAAAGGAAAAGCCUAGCAGAAAGAAGCAGAAAAAAGACAAAGCACGCAAGCGAAAGAAGGACAAGAAACAUAAAGGAGAGGACGCUGCCUCUGGUCCUGUUCAGAUUUCAAAGUACCUGAAGGAGAAGAAGCGGAGUGGCAAGUACAGUAUGAUCUCAGGGAAGAAGAUCAAAAUGAAGGUGAAGAAAUCAAAGAAGGACAAGCAAAGAGACAAGAACCGUGCUGAGCUGUUGGAGUUUCUGAACUCGACUUGCUAAUUUGGACUCUGUGCUUCCACUUUCCCCAUAAUUAUUUUAUUUUUUUAUUUUUUAUUAACUUUGUCUUGGCCAAUCAGCUCUCAGGGAAAUGCCUGCAAUUUCCUGUAAUGGACAGCACUGUGGGGCCUCUCCACAACUAAAGAAACAUCUUAUUUUGUUAUCUUUCUAUAUUAUUUUGUUAACAUGCAGUGCUACUCAUAUAUUCCUGUUGUAAAGCAUCACUCUUGUAUGUGUUUGCUAUUUUGAAUAUUUCAUUACAGUUAAGGUGAUAUUCUCUACUUUUAAAUCACCUGGAAUUAGACCAAUAUUAUUGUACAGUGACACUUUUUUUUUUUUUUUUUUUUUUUAAUCCAGACAGGGUUUUUUCUUUUUUUCAAUACCCAAAAUUUCUGAAUUACAGCAAACACCAUUACCACCUAAAAGGGAAUUAUGAGACUUAAGUGUAGAAAAUAUCUCUCAUAAGGACUUAUGAGACAUUAAAAGUAGAAAAUAUCUUUAGACAUAAUUGUGAUGGCACAUUUUACAUAAAUAUGAUAACAUAGUGGUGCAGCAUCACAAAAUGUGUGUAAUUUGUCAUGUUAAAUUUAAGUGGGUAAAAAUUGAGAACAUGCAGACAUCUGUAAACAUUCUUAGAUAAAUAAAAAAAUAAAUCAG
Molecule: messenger RNA, 1402 nt
Organism: Neoarius graeffei (lesser salmon catfish)
Lineage: Eukaryota; Metazoa; Chordata; Actinopteri; Siluriformes; Ariidae
Exons: 7
Coding region: 230-748 (172 amino acids)
Source: RefSeq, a predicted model, not a curated record